Messenger RNA from Lithohypha guttulata, 1110 nucleotides. RefSeq lists its product as uncharacterized. Lineage: Eukaryota; Fungi; Ascomycota; Eurotiomycetes; Chaetothyriales; Trichomeriaceae. The transcript is spliced from 2 exons. Bases 1 to 1110 code for a protein of 369 amino acids. The record is from RefSeq and is a predicted model, not a curated record.
AUGGCCUCAGAACGCAGGUCGCCAGACGAGGAGUGGGAGUACGAAUACGACGAGAACGAGACUGAGGUCUUUCUUAUUGAUCUGGAUCUAACCACCGUCAAUCGCACAAUCAGAUCAACUACGGCAAACCGCCACAAGAAAUUGAAGGAGAUAUCGGACAAGCCUGCUUCAAAGCGGAGGAAAUUAUCAGCAAAAUCAGGAAACGAUGCAACUGUUGACGACCAGGCCGAAGUAAUUCAAGACAGAAACGACGACCAACCUGAACAAGAGCACCUAGACCCAGAGCAAAAUUCACCCAGCUUGGGCGAAGGUCAAGAUGAUACUAUGUCCCGACAGCACACCUUGCAAGUAUUAGAUUUGCAUACUGCCAACCCCAUCGUAUCCUACCAGGGCCAAAUUUUCAGCUGCAAAUGGACAGACAUGAUGGGUACGACAAUGUUCUUCAGUCAGGACCAAGAUACACCACUGUCUGAGCCUCUACUAUCUACAUCUGACUUUGACAUGAUCGGUACCUCUCGAAUCAAGCUUGUCGGGACGGCUGCUAAAGUCACUCCAGCACCACAGACCAGCCAGGAGAACAACAAAGCGAACGUGCCUCGUCCGGGCCAAAGCCUCGGCACAAUCAGAAGGACAAACGCAAAGCUUAAUGCAGACCUUCGUAAACAGGCCAGUUUUCUCGAGCAGCUAAUGAAAAUCAAGAAGAAUCGUGGCGAGAGUGAUAAUGUGUUGGUUGCUGUGAGCGACAAGAUGUCGGUUGCAGGUCAGAUCGCCUCAACGGCCUCUGUGCAGCCUGAAGAAAUUAAAGAACUGAACAGAAAAGCAGUCAGAGGUGAUGGUGAAGCAUUUCGAAAGCUUGAAAAAAUGUAUCUUGCUCGGUGUCCAACCAAUGACCGGUCUCUGCAGGACGGCACACCUGAUGCUCCAGCAAUACCACAGAAUACGUCUUCGCAGCUUGAGCUGCAUGAUACUGAUGCUGAACAUGAGAUUGACGUGGAAGUUGACGUUCAAUCCGGAAUGAUUACAGCUGAUGUUUCCAGUAGACUCCAAAGUCCAAAUUAUGUUCCGCCUCUUGGCCCAAAUCCCGAAGUAGCAAACAACGACAAUGGUUGA